Molecule: messenger RNA, 468 nt
Organism: Parastagonospora nodorum SN15
Lineage: Eukaryota; Fungi; Ascomycota; Dothideomycetes; Pleosporales; Phaeosphaeriaceae
Exons: 2
Coding region: 1-468 (155 amino acids)
Source: RefSeq, a predicted model, not a curated record
AUGUCUGACCCAGAUCUCAUGAUGAACGAUGACACCUAUUUCGGUCAAGUCAGGCACUGGCUCGUCACGAAUGUCUCUACCAAACCAGACGGUUCGCUUUCAGUUUCCGAAGGUUCUGGUCUGUCACCAUACGUCGCACCGUCUCCACUUCCCAAUUAUGUGUACUCCCGACCCCAUCGCUACGUGUUCAUCUUAGCGAGUGCGCCCGGUAGUGUUGAAAUCACAAAUGACGACUUUCGCGAACUGCAAAAGCCGUACGUAGCUGCGAUGGCCGGCAACCAGGAAUCGCAGGACAUCAAGGACCGGUGGGGGUUCAAUGCUCAGAAAUUGAUCGAAAGCAAGGGAUUGAAGGUCGAGGCGGUGACUUUUAUGCGUGUCGGUGGCACGCUCAAGAGUGGCGCGGAGACAUCGGGGAUGAUGGCUCAAGCAAUGGCAAAUAAGGUGAAAAACAUUAUGAUGGGCGAUUGA